Molecule: messenger RNA, 1149 nt
Organism: Brenthis ino (lesser marbled fritillary)
Lineage: Eukaryota; Metazoa; Arthropoda; Insecta; Lepidoptera; Nymphalidae
Source: the annotation of a GenBank genome assembly
AUGCACAAUAAGUUGUAUACAGCGGCAGUAACAGAUCCGCGCGAUGGCCGCCGCGUGGCCCUCAAGAAGCUGCCCAACGUGUUCCAGUCGCUCGUCUCCUCUAAACGCGUCUUCCGCGAGCUCAAGAUGCUCUGCUUCUUUAAACAUGAAAAUGUAUUGUCGGCGUUAGACAUCCUCCAGCCGCCGAGCCUCGAUUUUUUCCAAGAAAUUUAUGUGAUCACGGAGCUACUACAGAGCGACCUGCACAAGAUAAUCGUGUCGCCGCAACACCUCUCAGCCGACCACAUCAAAGUCUUCCUAUACCAGAUACUCAGAGGUUUGAAGUACCUCCAUUCAGCUCGCAUCCUUCAUCGGGACAUCAAGCCGGGGAAUCUCUUGGUGAACAGUAAUUGCGUACUCAAGAUAUGCGACUUUGGUCUCGCGAGGGUCGAGGAACCAGACGCCACGAAAAACAUGACUCAGGAGGUCGUUACACAGUAUUACAGAGCGCCGGAGAUCCUGAUGGGCGCUAACCACUACACGGCGGCGGUGGACGUGUGGUCUGUGGGGUGCAUAUUCGGCGAGUUGCUCGGUCGUCGUAUACUGUUUCAAGCGCAGAGUCCUGUUCAGCAGCUGGAACUAAUAACAGAACUGCUAGGCACCCCCUCGUUAGAGGACAUGCGGUACGCGUGCGCCGGUGCCCGCGCGCACAUGUUACGACGCGCGCCGCGCCCGCCCGCGCUCGCCGCGCUCUACACGCUGUCGGUACAGGCGACACACGAGGCCGUUCAUUUAUUGGCUCAGAUGUUAGUAUUCGACCCGGCCAAACGUAUAUCGGUGGUGGAUGCGCUAGCGCAUCCAUAUCUGGAAGAGGGUCGACUCCGCUACCAUUCUUGUAUGUGUAAGUGCUGCUACAGCGCGCCACCCGCCGCUAGACACUACUCGCCCGACCUAGAGCCGGUCGCGCCGCACGCCUUCCACGAUGGGUGGGAGAGGAAACUCACUUCUGUUCAUCAAGUUAAAGAAGAAAUCCACAAGUUCAUAGCGGAACAGUUGCAAACUUCGCGCGUGCCGCUCUGCAUCAACCCGCAGUCGGCCGCGUUCAAGAGCUUCGCAAGUUCGACUGUUGCUCACCCUUCCGAACUGCCGCCUUCACCGCACCAAUGGGAA